Molecule: messenger RNA, 1217 nt
Organism: Manis javanica (Malayan pangolin)
Lineage: Eukaryota; Metazoa; Chordata; Mammalia; Pholidota; Manidae
Source: RefSeq, a predicted model, not a curated record
GAAGAAACGCGGCGCGGGCGGCUGCGGCCCCUCCCUGGCGGCCGGCGCGUCUGCUACUUCCCUCGCCUUUCUCAACUCUUUGAAACCGUCCUCAAAUCACUGCCUCUGGAUGGCUCACGUUUUGGUUCACACUAGGGAAGAAAAACUGAUUUAGUAAUCUAAAUGGACUCCAUACUGAAUUACAACUUGGAAGAUACUGAAGAUUACUACAUAUUACUGGGAUGUGAUGAAUUGUCCUCGGUUGAACAAAUCCUGGCAGAAUUUAAGGUCAGAGCCCUGGAAUGUCACCCUGACAAGCAUCCUGAAAACUCCAAAGCUGGUUUUUCAGAUGUGAAUUGUUUGCACCUUCGUUUCCGCUGGUCUGGAGAUGCUCCCUCAGAACUCCUGAGGAAAUUCAGAAACUAUGAAAUUUGAAAUGUUUCUGCUCAACAGGAGAGAGAGAGCAAGACCAUGUCCUGUGCCGCCAAGAAAUCCUAAAAAUGUGUUUGUUCAGGUCUUAAAAAUGUCGUGUUUAUGUCAUAUUUGUGCAUCUCUGCCCUCAGAUUGAUUCCUCCAUCCUGGAACUCAUUCUCACAAUGUUUUUUAAGUGAGGAAAUUUCCAGAUUGGUUUCUUUUAAUGUUUGAAUAAAUUAAGGUCCUUAGAUCGAAAGUAGCUUGUAUUAUGUGCAUUUUCCUGUUCGUGUUAUUUUUAGAAGUCCAUUUAAAGAUUCUAUCUCUGUAUUUAAAUAUUUCAUUGGUAUAUUGUGGUCUCUAUUAGUGCUGGGUAUACAAGAAAUGCUUUCUGACUCCUGACUUAUGAUGAAAUAUGAAAUUACUUGUUUAAACCCACAGGGUAAAAUAAAUAAUUUACCCAAAGUUCAUAAUUCAACUGUAUUUUGAGAAUAAUUUGAGUAGUUAUUUCUACUUUAAUUUUAAUGAUUAUAAAUUUAAGAAAUUUGAGGAAAUAUGUUUUUAUAAGAUUUCUUUUGUUAUAUAGCAAGGGAUAAAUUUAUAAGUUCUGUUCAAACUAUGAAAAUGGGCUGUUAGGUAAAACAUACUUUUUAGGUUGGGGUUAUUGAUGGCCAUGUGUGGUUUAUGGUUACUUUUUAGUUGCAAACAAGUGAAUUAAAAAUUAAGAAGAAAAACAAUUUUAGAGCAGAGGUUCUUUAGUCAAUGACAGAGUUUUCACUGGUCUACUGCAAAAUGAGAAAAAUAAAAUUAAUUCUUAAAAAGCUAAA